Molecule: messenger RNA, 2489 nt
Organism: Guillardia theta CCMP2712
Lineage: Eukaryota; Cryptophyceae; Pyrenomonadales; Geminigeraceae
Exons: 10
Coding region: 84-2489 (801 amino acids)
Biological process (GO): monoatomic cation transport; transmembrane transport; intracellular calcium ion homeostasis
Cellular component (GO): membrane
Molecular function (GO): monoatomic cation transmembrane transporter activity
Source: RefSeq, a predicted model, not a curated record
AGAGCAAAAGAUCAGCAUCGUUGAAGAGCAAGGAUGGUGUCAACAAAGACCCUGUGAUUCCCUCUCAAGACAUUGCUGUGGGAAUGUCGAAGCGCUGCCGUUCUUGUCUUGUUUCUUGGAGGGUUCUUGUGCCCCUGCUCUUGAUCACCUGCUCCUGGGUUCACUGUGACGAUACCGCACAUCUCGCCUCGGGCUCGCAGGUCACGCAGAGUCUAGCGGAACGGUCAGCAAGUCAGUUCGUACAUGGGAGUGUAGAAGUGAUAGAUCGACAUCCUGGUGUGCGACCUCGCAAGUCUCAGGUUUCGGAGGGGAGGGACGCGUUUGUAGACCGAGAGAGCACGCCGGAUGCUUCUUUCAAGGUCAAGUUGAAGAACAGCGAUCGGGGUGAGCGGGAGCUUGAAGCUGCGAAAGCAUGGAAGCGAAAGUCCCGAGAGUACAAGUCGCAGCUUGUUCACAGGAAGCGAUCUCCAGUCUCUUCUUCAACAGCUUUUCCUGGUCAGACCGAUCGGAAUGGACGUCGCCAUGCGGGGUUCGGAACUAAAAGCUUGAGCGAGGACUCUACCAAGUGUGACUCGACAGGCUGUUGGACGAUUGACACGUCUGAUGAAGCUACCAAAGCAACUCUGAAGGCGUUUCGGGAGGCAGCAAGGAUCAAGAACAAGUUGCCUUCCAUGCACGCUGUGACGGAAGCAGCGAAUGCUGCUGUUGCUGCUGCCGCUGCAGAUGUUGCAUCGAUGAAGACGAUAUCCAAGACUAUGCAUCAAGGAGGGAAGAGCCUUGCCGAGGCUCAAGAUGCUAAUCCUGCACGGUUGAAUCAAGAGAAACCUCUCGCUCACCAUCUAAGACCGAGCUGCGACAACCCCUGGAAGCACGCUCAAAACUCUCGUCAGGCUUGUGCGUACGUCCGCAAGUACUGCCCUCAGCGCAGCGGGCUCUUCAACUACCUAGCUCUUCCCUUCUGCUCCCUCGGCAAGGUUUCCUGGCUCGCCAUCCUCCUCCUCCUCCUCUGGCUUGUCGCCCUGUCCAUCUGGCUGGGACUUGCCGCCGACGCCUUUCUGUGCCCGUGCUUGACCUACAUCAGCCGCUUCUGCAACCUCAGCGAGAACGUCGCCGGAGUCACGUUCCUCGCGUUCGGCAAUGGCGCGCCAGACAUCUUCACUGAAAUCGCAGCCGCCAUCGCCUCCCCGCACGGAGCAGAGAUGGCGCUAGGUGAAGUCAUGGGAUCCUCGCUGAUCGUUGCUGGCGUCGUCUUCGGCAUCAUCGCCAUCGUCGUUCCCUUCCAGCUCCCUCCCCGGGAGUUCGUGAGGGACGUGCUGUUCUUCCUCCUAGCGCUGUUCUUCCUUUUCGUCAUCCUUCUAGAUUCCUACAUCAGCAUGCUGGAAGCCGGAGGUUUCAUGCUCCUGUACAUCUUCUACCUCUACAUCGUCGUCUUCGGCACCACCUACGUGCACAGCUUCCUCGGCGACGAAGGGGCGCAGCGCUCGAAGCUGAUGUCACUCAAGACUGAAAACGAGCAGAGCAAGGGCCCCAGGCUGAUCGAGGCACAAGGGAAGGCAAGACUGUUCCAGUCGGACACUUUGAUCGAUCUGCACGACCUCGUCCAGUACGUCAACCCGAUCGGCAAGGAGGAGGUCAGCCACCACUCGCUGGUCAACCAGGUCCUGUACGGCAUCAAAGUCCCCGCCAUCGUCGUCAUGAAGCUCACCUGCCCCGUCGUCGACCUUGAGCUGCCUAACAGCGGCUGGUGCAAGUCUGCCGUACUCGUUCAGCUCGCCCUCUGCCCUCCCAUCCUUGUCUGGUGCGUCCUCCUCCAUGGCUUCCCUACCAUCAGCGCCGCCACCUGCCACAUCGCCUUCGCAUGCUCUGUCGUCUUCGGCCUGCUGGCGGCAGCGAUUGUGCACGUCUCCUCCAAGCACGAGGAGCCUCCUCCCUACCUCGCGCUCUUCGCCUUCCUCGGCUUCUUCACCUCCAUCGCCUGGAUCUACGCGCUCGCGGCCGAGUUAGUGCAUCUCCUGCAGGCGCUGGGAGCUGUGCUCGACGUCUCCGACACCCUCAUGGGCCUCACCGUCCUCUCCCUCGCCAACAGCGUCGGCGAUCUCGUCGCCAACCUCGCCAUGGCGCGUGCGGGCAUGCCGAGCAUGGCGGCGGCCGCGUGCAUCGGGGCUCCUCUGCUGAACCUUCUCUUCGGAGGAGGCCUGGCGACUUUCCUGGGGAACCUGCUGGUGGCGUCGCCCUACCCGUUCGAGCUGAACCUCCAGCUGUACGUGAGCAUCCUCUUCCUCACCUUCUCCCUCAUCGCCAUGCUCGUCUACGCCGUCAUGCACAAGUUCGAGAUCCGCGCGCCCCUCGGCUUCAUCCUCAUCCUCAUCUACGGCGCCUUCAUGAUCACCUGCCUUGGCUUCGAGGCCUGGGGAGGUCGCAAACUCUUGACGACUAACAUCGGACCCCAGGUUCGAUCAGGGAAUUUUGAUUUUCGGGCGUCGGACUGA